AUGUAUCAAAAUGAAACAGAAUAUUAUAGUGGUAGCGGUUUUAAGGAAUCAGGAAUAAUGAAAAAAUGGAAAGAGAAACUUUUUAUAUUUUAUGUGAAUACUCAGGUAAUGUGAUCAGUCUAUUUGAAAGGUUUUAUAAAUACAAGAUGUUAAGGAUUAAAGACAAAAGUAAAUAAGAAUCUAUGAUUACACGUUGAAAAGAUUGGGCCGAAUUUAAGACAAAUACGUGAUAAAGUUGUGGACUAAGUCAAAUGAAAUCAAAUUUGGGUGGAAUAACGAAAAAGAAUAUUAGCAAUGGACUGAUUGCUUUUCAGGAGAAUGGUAGAAAAAGUUGGCCUAAAGAAAAGCAUUGGAAGAAUUCGAUAGAUCAUUACCCGAAGAGGAACCUUAAAUUGAUAAACAACCAUUAACUAUAAAAUCUCAAGCCAAGCCUAGUUUAUUGUCAAGGAAUAAAAUUCAGAAGAUGAUUCCACAUUUACCUGAUUGCAUCUAGGUAAUGUUCCCACAAUUAUGAAUUAGAAAGAUAUGGAAAUAUUGCUGUAGAGCACAUUCCAAAAUUUGGUUAAUUUCAGUGAUAUUCACAAUUUUAAGUAAAUUUUAGACUAGGAAGAUGCUCAGUUAUACUAGGACACAAAUGAUAAUUUGCAUAUGAAAUUAAUUUAUUAUUCAAAAAUAGAACCACAUAGAAUCUAUGAUGUAAAUAAGCUAUUUACUAUAUUAGGAACAUGUCAUGCCAUCCCCUUCAUGGUUACCUCACCUAUUUAAAUCAUUUUAAGUAUAUCCUACCAAAAAAGGGUGUAGUUUGGUUUAUGCUCAAUUACACUUAGAUGAAACUUCUUGUGAUACUCUAUAACAUCAAGAUCUCCCUAUUAAUAUGAUGAAUAGUGACUUAAUCAGCAUCGUAUUCACAUAAAAAGGGUUUGAGAAGGAUGGAAUUUAUUGUAUAUUUCGUAAAUAUACUGGAUAGGAGAUAUAUCACGAUUAAAUUGAUCAUAGCUUGGCUAAGCAAUUGGAUCAAUAUAAAAUAAUCAGAUCUGUCUUAGUUAUUUAACCCUCCAAGUAUGACUUUGAUAAUCAUUUAGCAAGUAAGAUUACAAGAGUCUGCUAAUUGAAGACAUCAAUGUAGAAAGUCAAGAUAGAGAUGCAGGAGAGAAGAUGAUCAAAGUCUUUUUAAUGAAUAUCACAUCCAGUGAUAGAAAUUUAACCUAAAUUUAAGAAUAAAUCUAGUAGAUAACUGAAAAUAUAAUCACUCAGAAUAAUGAAAGUGUUGAUGCACUUCAAGUUUCUAUUAAGCCCACUAAGUAAGAAAUCUUGAGGAUAACAUCUGAAUAACAUUAGAUUUAGUCUAGGGAAGAGUUCCUCAAAAUCAUUGAAAUGGUCAAGAGAGGAGAAUAAAUCAAUGAAGCCAUAACUUACUAUUCGGAUCAGAGAAUUUCACAAGGAUUAUCUGAACAAUUAGACAGUACUGAGGAAGGAGGACACUUCAUGUAUACCAAAUAUUAUAGAGUUGAUUAAUAGAGAGGUGGAUUGACUUACCAUAAUGAGAGACUACUAAGAGAUUAGAGAUCUGUGCUCUUGAGCAUGAUCAAGAGAAUAGGUUCCAAUAUAAUUAAUGGCAAAUCUGUUAUGUCAGUUUCAUUGCCAAUAUAGAUUUUUGAGACCAGAUCAUUCUUGGAGAGAAUGGCAAGGGCUUUAGGACAUGCACCGAUAUUUUUGGAGUCUGCAGCCAAAUCACCUGAUGUGAAAGAGUAAAUGAGAUUAACUAUAGCAUUCUAUUUUUCAGGUUUCAUGAUGGGCAUUUAAUAGGAGAAACCCUUCAAUCCUAUCUUGGGGGAAACCUUUUAAGGUAGGAUAAAAGGGUGUCCUAUCUAUUUGGAAUAGACCUCUCAUCACCCUCCUAUUUCUAAUUUUAUUCUCUUUGGCAGAGACUAUAAAGUUUAUGGGGCAUUUAGUCCAGUUGUCAAUAUGGGAUGCAAUAGUUUGUCUGGAGAGUAGCAAGGUCAUAGUGUUGUACAUUUUCAGAACUCAAACUUAAAGUUUUAUUACAUCAAUCAACCAUUCACAGUUUAUAACAUCAUUACUGGACAAAGGAAUGUGAAUUGCCAUAAAAGAAGUUUUUGUUUUUAGCCUGAUCUUCAACUAUGUGCUGUAAUCCAAUUCAAUCCAAAGGAUAAAAAUCGUAGUUUCUUUUCUAAAUCAAGUUAACCAAUCGAUUACUUUGUUGGUUAAAUUCAUAAAGUGACUCCGAUGUGUAUUGAGAGAUGCAAAUUAGCCCAUCGCACAGGCUCAGGAUUGAAUUCCAAAUUAAAGAUAAAAGCUGAGGAAAUCCUAGAGAGCUAUGAAUAGAUAACUGGAAGAUGGACAUCUCAUUUGGACGUUAACAAUCAAAGAUAUUGGGAUAUCAAUGUUCAUAGGUACAAUAUUUGAGAUGAAAUUAAUCAAUAGACCAUAUAUUUUAGAGUUCGAAUCAAAGCCACUACCAUCAGAUUGUCUUUAUAGACUGGAUUUACUGUUGAUGAAGGGAAGAGAAAUAGAGAGAGCGUAGGAUAUGAAAGAGUAGAUGGAAGUAGAGUAGAGAAGGGACUAAAAGCUAAGAGAAAGAAGGCAAUUCUGAUGUAAUAUAUAAUUUAAAUAAAUGCACUGUUAACUUACUUGUCUCAUCAGAAUAAUAUUUAUUAAAAACUUAUGGAUUUUGAAAUAAAUGAUUCCAUUCAAGCGGAGAAGCGCAAAUAUCUCUUGCUAACCUUAAAUGGAUAACCAGAUGCAAAUAUCAUAAGGUUUAGGUUCUUUUAGGUAAUUUGAUUGAUAAACUCUUAGAGACAAAUUUGCAUGGCUGAUAUCAAAACUAAGGCUGAGAAUUACUAUCAGAUGAAAAUACAAUGCCUUAGGUUGUUCACUUAAUAGGGCAUUGAGAUAUUUUAGGAGGAUCUUCCGUAUAUAAAAGAGGGGACUCUCCUAUAUAUAUCAGACAGUAUACUUUGAAUCCGAUUUGUUUCUUAGGCAGUGACUUCGAUGCUUAUUCUCAGAUAAGUGUUUACCAAAUAAUGAAAGUGCUUGGAGAGGGUGGAUUUGGGAAGGUGAUGUUGGGAAAACAUAAAGUGACUGGAGAACAGGUAGCAAUAAAGCUGAUAGAUUCUGGGAAAUUGUGGAAUGCUGAGGAUAUCGAUUUGGUGUUUAGAGAGGCCGAAGUGAUGAAGAAUCUCAGACAUAAUAAUAUCAUUAAGAUAUUGAAUUGUUAUACGCUCCCAAACAUGCAGGUUGUUUUGAUAAUGGAAUUCCUGCAAGGAGGGGAUUUGGUUGAAUACAUUCAAGGUAUAUCGAAUAAUGUGAUUAAAUUAGAGAAAGGCGGAUUGUCUGAAGAAGAGGCUAGAGUAAUAUUUCGUUAGAUUGCAGAGGCUAUUCGAUAUUGUCACGAUAAACGUCUCAUUCAUAGAGAUCUCAAAUUAGAAAAUGUGUUGUUGACAUCCAAGGUAGAGAAAAUGAUCAAAAUCAUUGAUUUCGGUAUUGCCACAGUCUCCACCAACUUCACUAUUGACAAGGUGGACAGAGGCUCAUUAAGUUACAUGCCUCCUGAAGUGGUGGGUGGUUAAGCGACUGAAAUAAGACCAGCUAUUGAUAUCUGGGCUUUGGGAGUAAUCUUAUAUGCUCUUGUUUGUGCUAAUCUGCCCUUUACUUCUCGAAGUGAUGAGUAAACUAUUGACAAUAUCUUAAAGUGUAAUUAUACAUUCCCCUCUCAUCUUAUUCUAAGCAAAGAGUAUAAGGAACUCGUAGCCAAUAUGUUGAAUCCCGAUUAAUCGGAAAGGUAUUCAGCUUAUCAAAUACUGGGUCAUCCCUGGAUGCAGAAGGUUUUGACUCAAUCACCAACCAAAAUGCUCAAUCCUCGUACUUUAGCUAAUAAGAAAAACAAAAAAGCAUUGAUCCAAAUGGGAAUCAAAAAGGAAAUCACCAUGGCUGGACCCAGUCGUCAUUGCUAAUAGCCUCAAAUUAGGGCUGGAGCUACUAUGUUGAAGACCACUUCUAAUCAAGGCUUUGUUCAAGUGGUGUACGAUCUCCAAGCUCGGAACUUCUUAGUAAUUAUCCAUCCAUAUAUACUUUUAGAAAUAAGAAGAUCAAUCUUCUCCUCGAUCAUCUCUCAACUUCUUGGGUGAUUUGGUUAAUAAGUCAAAUCAGGAACCAGAUGAAAUCAUAAACACUGAGAAACCCUAGACAAAGACUCCUCUGACCAGGAAGUAUUCAGAUUUCAAUCAAAAAUUGAUUGAUAAAAUCUUUUUGGAAGAUUCAAAAAGGGAAAAAAUUAAAUAAUGGAGAAAGAAUUAGGUUAAGAAACAAGCCAACCAUUUUAAAUCCUAAUCUCAAGGCUCCAUCAUUAAUUGUGCUCAGAAUAACUAUGUUUCAGCUCGAAGUGCCAAUACUUCUCCUCUCUAAACAGCGUCGAGGUCUGGACUCUAAUCUCCGAAUCUGCUCUAUAGUGUAAGGGGCACUGCAAAAUCCAAAAGGAAACCUCAAAGUCAAUUGGAAAUCCAGACCAUUCUCAAUCUUAGUUAGAAAAUAGAGUGGAAACAAUUAUUCGCUAGUCCCACUUACUCCUCAAGGGAUACUCCAUUGAAGAUCCAGAAAACUAACUAGCAAAAGGCGGAAUAGCUUUACAAAAUAUAGAUCCAAUUCAAAUAGCGCAAAAGAAACUCAGAUAAUCUUUUACAGAAACAAUUGAGUUUAAAUAAUAAGGAAAUUACAAUUUAAAAAUUGUGCAAUAUCAUAUUUUCAUCCAGAGUGAGAGCAAGCAAUAAAUGA
This is a messenger RNA of Paramecium octaurelia, 4791 nucleotides long. NCBI's taxonomy places the organism in Eukaryota, Ciliophora, Oligohymenophorea, Peniculida, Parameciidae. The record is from the annotation of a GenBank genome assembly.